GGGUGAGCAAAAUUGUUCGUCCGCGAAGCUUCAAGGCCGUCUCUGUUGAACAAAUGACUGUGGAAUGGGAGCGUUUGAAAUGCUCAGAAAAUGGAGAGCGCCCAUGGAGAGCUCUCGAAUUCUACAGUGGUAUAGGCGGAAUGAGAUAUUCACUUGAUGAAGCUGCCGUGAAUGCUGUCGUAGUGGAAGCAUUCGACAUCAACGACGUCGCAAAUGAUGUUUAUGAGCAUAAUUUCGGCCACAGACCUCGUCAGGGUAACAUUCAGACUUUGAGUGCUGCUGAUCUUGAUGGCUACCAGGCAGAUGCAUGGCUUCUUUCUCCUCCUUGUCAACCAUACACUCGACAAGGCCUCCAGAAAGGUUCCAAGGAUGCACGUGCAGCCUCUUUUCUUAAAAUUCUGGAACUUAUACCUGAUGUAGAAAUGCCUCCACUUUUCCUUUUUGUGGAGAAUGUAGUAGGAUUUGAGAAAUCGGAUACACAUGAUAAAAUGAUGGAAAUCUUGGAGAAAAAUCAGUUUGUCACACAGGAAUUUAUCUUGAGCCCUUUGCAGUUUGGUCUUCCAUAUUCCAGGCCACGAUAUUACUGCUUGGCAAAAAGGAAACCUUUAACCUUCAGAAUUGCUAAACAUGACAACCAGCUUCUCUGGAACCCUGGUGCUUUAGUUUCGCAGGAUGAAAAUACUAUUGUCAAAGAUGAUCAGUCACAGGAGUACUGGGAUGAAGUGCUUCAGCACUGUCAGCCCAUAGAGAAUUUUCUUGAGUGGAAAAUUUCUGAAAAAGAAUGUGAAUCCAAGUCCCGUUUAUUAACUGCUAAUGAUUCUGAAAUGGAAAAUAAUGAUGAUGCAGAUAUUGAUCAUGGCAGUGGCUUUUCUAAUCACUACUUUGUUCCAUCAAACUUGGUGGACAGAUGGGGAAAUGCAAUGGAUAUUGUUUUCCCACAUUCAAAACGUUGUUGCUGCUUUACGAAAAGCUAUUAUCGAUAUGUUAAGGGAACAGGUUCCCUUCUAGCAACAAACCAGGGAAAUACAAAAAACACGACUGCCAAGACAUCAUUGAAGGAUUUAUGCCUCAGAUACUUCACCCCGAGGGAGGUUGCAAACUUGCACUCUUUUCCAUCGGAUUUCACGUUUCCCCAACACAUAAGCCUCAGACAGCGGUAUGCCUUGUUUGGGAAUAGUCUAAGCGUGGGAGUUGUUGCACCUUUGCUUAGGUAUCUAUUUACAGACCCUGCCUGCAACUCAAUUCAAGACAAGGUCCAUUAAUGAAGGAUUGAAGCCUUGAAGGUGCAAUAUCAAAUGCAAAUGUAGGGUGCCGAGAUAUAGAAUGUGCGUUAUCAGUGCAUUAUCUAUUUGGAUGGUUGUCUUUGAUGAAGAGCUGAUUAUGUCCUUGGUUUACAUAUAUGGUGUCCUUUUGUUGAAAAGUUGAAGUUGUCUAAAUUGGCAUCAAUGUAGUAAUAGUGGUAGACUGGUAGUUUGGGAAAUUAUUUUCUGUCGUCCGAUUUAACUCCAUCAGGAUUGCAAGAUGAAAUAGUCAAAUAGAUCAGCUUGUAAUUUAAUAUGCUCCAAAUGAAGAAGACAUUGCUUACCAAGGACAACCUACUAUUUCUUUUGAUGUGUGUAGCACAAGUUGAGAUUAUUUUCCUUGUUAAAGAUUUCCGAAGUUAAUACGGAGUAUAACAAUUAAAA
Molecule: messenger RNA, 1685 nt
Organism: Cuscuta europaea
Lineage: Eukaryota; Viridiplantae; Streptophyta; Magnoliopsida; Solanales; Convolvulaceae
Source: the annotation of a GenBank genome assembly